CACCAACAUACUGUCUCACAUUUUGAUAGAUCACUCCGGAGCUAUAAACGCGUAUCAACACAACUCGAUUUUUCCUUGCUACCCGAAGAUGAGAGUGUCCAUCGCGGUGCCCUCUGCAUGCUUUACCUCCUAACUCGGGCUCUAGACCCGCAGCUGGGACGGGAGAGAGAGCAACCUCUCUUUUCUCUCAUCAUCACGAGCUUGGUGUUCCAAGGACACGGGGAGCGAGCCGACAGUCGACGACAAUAAUUGUACGGUAUUUGUGUAUCCUUUCUCAUUUAAACAAACUUCCUCAUCCUGUCUUUCACGCUGGGCACAGAAGCAGAGAGAAGAAGAAGGCUCCGCAUCGCUAUUUCUACCGUGGAAAUACAUUUGGUGGGGUUUUGUGCCCUGUCCGUAUUUGGUGAACCCUGGAUUUAGUGAACAUGGAGACGGUGGAGAAGGAGUGCGGGGCGUUAGGUGGACUAUUCCAGGCGAUUGUCAAUGAUAUGAAGUGUUCAUACCCCGUGUGGGAGGACUUCAGUGCCAAGGCCACCAAACUGCACUCCCAGCUCCGGACCACAGUGCUGGCGGCAGUGGCCUUCCUGGAUGCCUUUCAGAAGGUGGCGGACAUGGCCACCAACACCAGAGGCGCCACCAGAGACAUUGGAUCAGCUCUUACCAGGAUGUGCAUGCGGCAUCGCAGCAUCGAGGCCAAACUGCGCCAUUUCACCAAUGCUCUGAUGGAGAGCUUGAUCACUCCUCUCCAGGACAGGAUUGAGGAUUGGAAGAAGACUGCCAACCAGCUGGACAAGGACCAUGCCAAAGAGUACAAGAGAUCUCGUCAUGAGAUCAAGAAGAAGUCCUCAGACACCAUGAAACUGCAGAAGAAGGCCCGGAAAGGCCGAGGGGACCUGCAGCCCCAGCUGGAUAGUGCCAUGCAUGAUGUGAAUGACAUGUACCUGCUGAUGGAGGAGACAGAGAAGCAGGCGGUGCGCCGCGCUCUGGUGGAGGAGAGGGGACGCUUCUGCACCUUCAUCGGCUUCCUGCAGCCUGUAGUGAAUGGAGAGAUUGCCAUGCUGGGAGAGAUCACUCACCUCCAGGCCAUUAUUGAUGACCUCACUGUGCUCACCACUGAUCCCCACAAACUGCCCCCCGCCAGCGAGCAGGUGAUUAAAGACCUGAAGGGUUCAGACUACAGCUGGUCCUACCAGACCCCUCCCUCCUCCCCCAGCAGUUCUGGCUCCAGGAAGAGCAGCAUGUGCAGCCUGGCCCAGCCGCCACCAGGGAACGCUCACCGCCUCAGCAGCGUCUCCUCCCACGACUCAGGCUUCAUAUCACAGGACGCCAACGUCUACUCCAAGCCUCCCUCGCCCAUGCCCUCUGACAUCACCAGCCAGAAGUCAUCAAGCUCCGCAUCCUCCGAGGCAUCCGAGACCUGCCAGUCAGUCAGUGAGUGCAGCUCUCCCACAACGGAUUGGUCCAAGGCAGGUUCUUAUGAGCAGCCAUUGGCUGCCACGCUUCAGCGGCGGAAGGAGCCCCUGGAUAGGCUGAGGGAGAGUGAGGUAUCCCCGGGCUCCCAGGGAUAUGCUGGUGCUCACCCAGACGAUGUCCAGAGGCCCCGAAUGACCCCCGCCACCAUGGCUGCCAAGCACGGUGAAGAGGUGUCUCCAGCAGCCAGUGACCUGGCCAUGGUCCUGACCCGUGGUCUCAGCAUGGAGCAGCAGAAGAGCAACAGGGACUCCCUGCAGUACUCCAGUGGCUACAGCACCCAGACCACCACGCCCUCCUGCUCCGAGGACACUAUCCCCUCUCAGGGGUCGGAUUAUGACUGCUACUCUGUGAAUGGAGAUGCCGAAGGUGAGGCGUCAACUGACUUUGACAAGUCCUCCACCAUCCCCCGCCACAGCAACAUCGGCCAGAACUACCGCCGCAUGAUCCAGACCAAGAGGCCGGCCAGCACCGCUGGUCUGCCCAGUGGGGCCCAGGGCGGAGUGCCUGGAGGGGGAGGGGGCAUUGGGACCCCUGGGACUGCCACCAUCCGCCGAACCCCAUCCACCAAGCCGGGUGUGAGACGUACCCUGUCCAACGCGGGCCCCAUCCCUAUCCGCCCCCCCAUAGUGCCAGUGAAGACACCCACGGUGCCUGAUGCUCCUGGGGGGUACCCCGGGCCUCCGGUACGUGUGGGCAGUGAGGAGUGCGUGUUCUACGUGGCGGAUGACUCCUCCCCCAACACGUUGGAGUAUGUGAAGGCCUCUCCCAAGCGUCUGAGCCUGCCCAACACAGCGUGGGGGUCUGGGGGAGCGAUGGAGAUGAGUGUGUAUGUCCAGCACGGCUCUGAGGAGGACCAGAUGAUAGCCGCUAACCGCCACAGCCUGGUGGAGAAGAUAGUAGAGCUGGUGGCCAGUGCCCAUGCCCUUGGGGAGGGACAGUUCCCCUUCCCCAACCUUCCUGAUGACCCCCCACCUGGCCCGGCCCCCCAGCACGAUCCCCAGGCCACCGGGUCAGGCACCGACGUGCUGGUGUCAAUCCGCAGGGGUGUGCGGCUCCGCAAGACCGUCUCCAACGACAGGUCAGCGCCCAGGAUUUUGUGAUGGUCCACAGAGGAGCGGAGGGAGCGCAGCCUGCACCCACCGUGGUGCCCCAACCACUACAUACAGGACUGACUCUGUAGUAAAGAAGUGAAUAUGACAACAGAAGAUUACAAAAAAAACACGUUUUAAUUAGAAGUAAAUGAUAAAUAACAAUAAUAAUGCUGAUAAUGAAAAAGUAAACUAUGAAUAAUAAUGAUAGGCUCUGGCCACUAUAACUCUGUCGUGUCUGGGCGCAUGUUUGUUUAAUUAGCACCACCAUCACCAUGGGAUCCUCAGACUGUAUAUAGAGUUUGUCUGGACUGACUGCUGAGAGAGAGACUGUUUACAGGGACCUGUACUUCCAGCCACCCUCUCCACCUCCUCCCACAACCCCCCACUCCUCACCCAACCUCUUAC
This is a messenger RNA of Oncorhynchus masou masou (cherry salmon), 2969 nucleotides long. Its product is annotated as protein MTSS 2-like. Gene Ontology annotation, molecular function: phospholipid binding; actin binding. Gene Ontology annotation, biological process: cell projection assembly; plasma membrane organization. Gene Ontology annotation, cellular component: cytoplasmic side of plasma membrane; actin cytoskeleton. Lineage: Eukaryota; Metazoa; Chordata; Actinopteri; Salmoniformes; Salmonidae. The transcript has 14 exons. Bases 426 to 2573 code for a protein of 715 amino acids. The record is from RefSeq and is a predicted model, not a curated record.